Rhea pennata is the source of this 3535-nucleotide messenger RNA. It is a transcript of the gene TPRN, whose product is annotated as taperin. The coding region runs from base 1 to 2355 and encodes 784 amino acids. The record is from RefSeq and is a predicted model, not a curated record. Gene Ontology annotation, molecular function: phosphatase binding. The transcript has 4 exons. NCBI's taxonomy places the organism in Eukaryota, Metazoa, Chordata, Aves, Rheiformes, Rheidae.
AUGAGCAGCGCGGAGCCGCCGCUGGGCGCCGGGCCGCGGGCGCAGCCCGCCUGGAAGCGGGAGAUCCUGGAGCGCAAGCGGGCCAAGCUGGCCGGGGCGGCCGGCGGCGGCGAGCCCGAGCCCGCGGCGGCGGCUGCGGUGCCGCCGGGCGAGCGGCUGGUGGUGGCCGAGAGCCUGGGCCCGCUGCACGAGAACCCCUUCAUGCGGCUGGAGAGCGAGCGGCGGCGGCUGCGGCAGGGGCUGCCCGGCGGCCGGCCCGGCCGCGGCUCCGGCCCCGGCGCCGGCGCGGCGCGGCCGCUGCAGCAGCUGCUGGAGCUGUACAGCGCCGUGCCCGGCAUCCGCACCAUCCGCGCCGACAACAUCCUCAUCAUCGAGUCGCAGCCCGACGCCGCCGCCUGCUUCGCCGAUGGGGACGCGCUGCCCGGGCGCCGCCGGGACCCGGCCGCCGCCGCCGCCUCCUCGCCGCCGCCGCGCCCAGACCCGCUGCGGGAGCUGCUGGCCCGCAAGGGCGCCGCCCUCGCCGAGAUCCGCGCCGAGCAGGUCUUCAUCUACGAGGCGGCCGAGCCGCCCGAGGCGGCCGAGCCGGGCACGGUCAGCCGCCUCCUGGAGAAGUUCGGCCAGCGCCCGCGGGGCCGCCGGCGCCGCGGCGGCGAGGCGCUGCCGGCGCCCGGGCCCGCACCUGCCCCCGCCGGCGGCGGCGCCGCGGCCUCCCCGCGGGCCGCGCCGGGCUCCCCGCGGGCCGCGCCGCCGCCUCAGGCGGGACCGCGCUCCCCGCCGGCCGCAGCGCCCGGGGCGGCGCCGCCGCCAUCACCACAGGCGGCGCCGGGCGCUGCCGCGGUACCGGCCGCCCCGCAGCCGUUGCCGGGCGCCCCCCGGCCCCUGCAAGGGGACGCGGCCUCGGCCCCCCGCGCGCUACGAGCCGCCCCCCAGCCCUUGCCCGGCGCCCCCCGGGCCGCGGCCCCCCAGGCCAACUGCUUUCUGCACAAGAUCGGCUCCAACUCCUUCACUGUGACUCCGCGGGGGCUGCCCCCCGGCAGCCGAGCCCCCCAGGCCACCGCCGGCCCGGCUGACCGGGCUCCGCCGCCCAAGGGGCCGCCAGUGCCAUCCGCCAGCGCUUCCCAUGCCAGAGCCAACGCCAGGAGGCCAAAGCCGGAGGAGGCCGAAGCGGCUGUGUCGCCUCCACCCAGUGCCAGUCUGGCCUCCAGUGCCACCAGCGCUUCCCAGCCGCUUUCCGCCGCCGCCCCCAAGGCUGGGGGCUCCUUCGAGAUCCUCCCGGCCCCCAAGCCGGACUUGGCUGCCAUCCCUGCCCAUGACCUGCAGGCGCAGGCCCUGGCCAAGCUGCGCCUGAAUUCACGCAAUUCCUUCCUCUUCGUGCCCCGCCGGGAGGGAGGCCCGGCUCCACAGCCUCCGGGGCCACCACCAUCCUUGGAGCAGAAGGUCCGGCAGGAGCAGCCGAGGGCUUCCCCUAAGGAGCAGGAAGAGCCUGUUGCGUCCCUGCCGGCGCCUCGGGAUCCUUUGGUACCUGUGACUUACAUUGAUGACAUUGUGGAGCCAGACAGCGGGGAGCUUUCCCCCAAGGGUGGCUCGCCUGUGAGGACGGGGACCCUGGGAGACCAGCCUCGAGCAGCUGUCUCUGACCUGGAGAUGGAGUUUUCCUCUGUGCCCCUCUACAAACCCCACGCUGUCUCCCCUGCCGUCCAUCAGCGAGGAGGCAACACAUUCACUGUAGUGCCCAAAAGGAAGCCCGUGGCCUCGGGCUUGCAGACUUUGACUGAGGCCAGCGGACGGCCGCAGCGGGAGGAAGAUGACGAGGAGGAGGAAAACAAAGGAAAAGGCAAAGCUGUGAAGAAUGCCGAUGCGUCCCAAGCGGGGAUGGCUCUUAAAAAGCGCUACCCCACUGUGAAUGAGAUUGAAGUGAUUGGUGGCUACCUGUCCCUGGAGAGGUCCUGCAUGAGCAAAACAGGUCGCCGGAAGAAGAUGAAGAUCUCUUUCAAUGAGACAAGUUUGCAGACCAUGUUUGAGUACCCCUCAGAGAGCUCACUAGCAGAAGAAGAGGAGGAGGAGGAGGAAAGACAUGCUUCUGAAACAGAGGAAGACAAGACUUGCACCUUUUUCAUUCCAUGCCCAAGUAGCACUUUGAAUCCCAGUACGACUAACUCAGCAGAUUUAUCCAGCUACACCCCAAAGCACUCCGUGAAGUUCAGCGAGUGGCAGGAGCAGAAGUAUGAGGAGAUGCCCAACUCUGAAGGACCCCUCCGAAAAGAAGCUGAUUCCCUUGGGAACCAAGUCAUGCUCACCCCAGCAGAGAAGGGUGGACUCUCCGACUUCAGCAGUGAGCCUGCGCUAUAUUUUUGAUUGCUUCAUCUUCUAGCCUGCAGCAGCUGCUGCUGGACAAAACCUGGCAGUGCACCUUUUGAAUGCCUGUGUAAGCACCACGGAAAUAAGCUUCUGGGUCCUUUCUUCGUCACAAAUUACAUAGGAACCUGCCAAGGAUGGACUAGAUGCCUUUGGGCAUCUUGGGAGAAUAUUUGCACUGGAUUCUGGGACCUAACUACUACUUUUAAGGCAUAUGAUUUAUUCUGCCUGUGGCCUUGCAUAUUCCUUGUUCAAGUGCAACUGUUGGUUAGACGAGCGUCUGAAGAACAGAUCUUUAGUCCCAGGAUGGAUGUAGAUUCCAUCAGUGCCUAGCUGAGUCCACUCAUGUAGGCAUUAUAUGGGCUCUAGGAAGGUUUUGAAACACUUCUCUCAUUAGAGGCCUCAAGGAAGAACAGUUCUGGAGCUUGAGCACUGGGAGUGUCUGGGCAGUUAGCUGGAUUCACAUAAGUGGUUGUGAUUUGACAGCUAGAUUACAGUGGUUAUCAGCUUAUAAAACUCUUGAAGGUUGGUUUAUUCUCAGCAUGCUUCUGGAUCAAGUUUCACUGAACUACCAUGGAAUUUAUGUGCCAGUUAAAUUUGUGUAAAGGGAGUUGAAUACACUCUAUGGGAAUGGGAACAAAUGCCGUUAGCUUUAGGUAUCAUUUUUGCACUAAUCUGUAAAGAAGGGUCUAGUUUGGCUUGAACCUCUUGAAGAUUCCCUAACAUUGGCCAUAGCUUUGAUUUGUCUGUGUCCAACUCUGGCAUCCAGUCUCUAAUAACUGCCCUUUGUGCUUCAGUUUGCCUAGUUCCGCUUUUUGCUUUGUUCUAGCAUCUAAUGGGGCCAGGCCCAAGAUAUAUCUGUCUUGGCUGCUGGAGAGACUUGCUUCUUGCCAAGCUCUUUUUGCUCCUCUAAUGGAAAGCACAGGAGGGCCAUUUCACUCCUUUCUUCUGCAGAACUUGAACAAGGAAUAUGCUAUUUUCUAUUUUUUUUACAUAUAUACAUGUAUAGUUCUAUUGUAAUUGUUUAAUGCAGCCAAUAUGCAAAGGAAUCUGCUAGACUCUUCCACUUAAGUGUUCUACUACUGUAAACUCAGGGUCAAAGUUGCACUCUGGAAAAGACCGAACACUGCUGCUAAUGUGAUUUGUAUUUCUAGGAUUAAAAGAGAUGGCGGUUGGAAUA